AUGAGCCUCUGCAAACAACAGUCCACGCGACUGAGUCAUCCCAGCGCUCGUGGCCAUCCCACCGUUGCAAUCCUCUACCAAGCGCUCGAGCCACCUAUUAUCAACGGUGCCCGCAAGCCUCGCAAGCCUGGCGGCUACCAAGACUCGGGCGCAGAUAUCGCCCACAUGCUUCGCAAGCAUGGUGUUCACGUCCUGACCCCCUCGACAUCCCCGGACCCUUCAGUACAGGAAGGCUGGUGCUUCCCCGACACCGAGGAGGGCAUUUCGUCCGCGGUCAAACAGGGUGCAACGCAUCUAUGGGCCAACACUGUCUUAUUCUCUUCGCAUCCACUGCAGGUAGCAGAAUCGCUGGCCGCCACGGACUCGCUCUUCAUCAUCGGACAACCUCCCGCGCUGGUUGAGGACUUCGACGACAAGGCCUACCUGAACGAGCAGCUACGCAAGCAUGGCUCCUUCACCCUCCCCCAGUCCUGGGUGAUCCACACCACCGAUGAGGUGGCUUCAGUUCUGGGCUCUAUUCAUCGGUUUCCUGUUAUCGCGAAACCCGUGCGCGGCCGCGGUAGCCACGGCGUGAAACUGUGUCACGAUUCCGCAGAACUCGAGGCGCAUGUCGAGAUACUGGUGCAGGAGUCGAGCGUGAUGGUGAUUGAAGAGUUCCUCACCGGCGAAGAAGUGACUAUUACCGUCAUGCCGCCGUCUGCGGGCCAUGAGACGCACUGGAGUCUCCCUCCGGUCACGCGGUUCAAUCACGUCGACGGUGUGGCGCCGUACUGUGGUGCAGUGGCUGUCACUGCUAAUUCCCGGGUGGUGACUGCGGACGAGAUGCAGGAUGCCUCGUAUGGCUCUGUGAUGCGGCAAUGCGAGCAGGUUGCAAGUCUGAUCGGGGCCACCGCGCCUGUACGUAUCGAUACCAGACGAUUCCGUGAGGGAUCCGAAUUCGCCAUCUUCGAUAUUAACAUGAAGCCUAAUAUGACCGGCCCUGGCCGUCCUGGUCGUGAAGAUCAAGCUAGUCUUUGCGUCCUUGCCGCCGCUGCUAUCGGAUGGGACUACGGAACCCUCCUGCAGCACAUCCUCGAGGGCGCGGUGUCACUGGUCCGGUUCAGAAACUACCAGAACCCAUUCUUGUGGUCCUAA
Molecule: messenger RNA, 1134 nt
Organism: Aspergillus saccharolyticus JOP 1030-1
Lineage: Eukaryota; Fungi; Ascomycota; Eurotiomycetes; Eurotiales; Aspergillaceae
Product: glutathione synthetase ATP-binding domain-like protein
Exons: 3
Coding region: 1-1134 (377 amino acids)
Biological process (GO): peptidoglycan biosynthetic process
Molecular function (GO): metal ion binding; D-alanine-D-alanine ligase activity; ATP binding
Source: RefSeq, a predicted model, not a curated record